AUGAGCAGCAUUGCGGAAAACUGGAAGCUUUUGAGCGGCGAGAAGAACUGGGAGGGUCUGCUGGAGCCACUGGACCUCAAUCUCCGGCGGUACCUCAUCCACUACGGCGAGAGGGCCGGAGCCACCACCGACAACUUCAUCGCCGACGAGAAGUCCAAGAACUGCGGGCUUCCCCGCUUCGCAAAAAGACACUUGUUCUCGCAAGUGGGGUUGGAGAAUGGGAACCCCUUCAGCUACAAAGUGACGAGGUAUUUAUACGCCACCUCUGAAGUCUCUGUGGCCGGAAACUCAAACUGCAUGGGGUACGUGGCCGUUAGCACGGACUUGGGGAGCGCGGUUUUGGGGAGGAGGGACAUUAUGGUGGCUUGGAGGGGAACCAUGAGGCAUGUGGAGUGGGUCAUCAACGCAAUGGCGGUCUUGGUCUCGGGUUCCAAAAUAUUGGGGAGCCCUAAUGGUGUGGAUCCUUUGGUGCACUUGGGUUGGUACUCCUUGUACACUACUGCUGAGGAAGGCUCCACGCUCAAUUCUAUGAGCUGUAGAGACCAGGUGCUAGAGGAGGUAAGGAAACUGGUAGACACAUAUAAAGAUGAGGAAAUUAGCAUCACUAUCACAGGUCACAGCCUUGGUGCAGCACUUGCAACUCUGAAUGCAGCGGACAUCGUGGCCAAUGGAUUUAACAGACCCACUAGUCAUCCAGAAAAGGCAUGUCUGGUGACGGCAUUUGCAUUUGCCAGCCCCCGCGUUGGCAAUAAAGACUUCCGAACAUUGGUCUCUGAUCUUGGGGUCUAUCUCCAUGUGCUUCGCAUCACAAACCUCUUGGAUCCAGUUCCCAAGCUUCCACCAUCAAUCCCGUUUUUUAAAUAUGUGGAUGUGGGAGAGGAGCUGGUGGUGGACGCCACCAAGUCCCCCUACCGGAGGGAGAACUCGGUGCAAUAUCAUGGUCUGGAACUGUACUUGCAUGCGAUUGCUGGCACGCACGGGCCUCAGGGGCAAGGGAAGUUUAAGCUAGAAGUGAAACGUGAUAUUGCGCUCUUGAACAAGUACUCAAGUGACCUCAAGGAAGAGUAUCUUGUGAUUUCAAGCUGGUGGGUGGCCAAGAACACGUCUAUGGUGCAGAAGGAUGACGGGUUUUGGGUUUUGAUGGAUCAUGAGAGGGAUGAGGAUGGAUUCUUUUGA
Malania oleifera is the source of this 1176-nucleotide messenger RNA. Its product is annotated as phospholipase A1-IIgamma-like. The transcript is spliced from 3 exons. Gene Ontology annotation, biological process: lipid metabolic process. The coding region runs from base 1 to 1176 and encodes 391 amino acids. The record is from RefSeq and is a predicted model, not a curated record. Lineage: Eukaryota; Viridiplantae; Streptophyta; Magnoliopsida; Santalales; Ximeniaceae. Gene Ontology annotation, molecular function: glycerophospholipid phospholipase A1 activity.